CAAGUUUGUUCACCUAUGUAAACUAUGUGGACUGCUUCAGACCUUUAAACCGUGACUGUGUUUGACCCCGUAACCCAGUGGGUAGUACCAUGGCAACUGGCGUGGCUCCUGGGGAUGGCCAGCUACAGAGGAUUAUGAGAGAUUUACAAGAUGCUGUAGCAGAGUUGACAAAGGAAUAUAAGGAGAGUGGGGAGCCAAUCACAGAUGACAGCCCUAACCUCCAAAAGUUCUCCUACAAACUGGAAUACCUGCUUCAGUUUGGCCAAAAGGAGAAAACAACAUUUCUGGGCACUAGAAAAGACUACUGGGACUAUUUCAGCGACUGUCUGGCCAAAGUCAAAGGAGCCAAUGAUGGAAUCCGCUUUGUUAAGUCCAUUCCAGAGCUGAAGACAUCCUUGGGCAAGGGCAGAGCCUUCAUUCGCUAUUCCCUGGUGCAUCAGCGUUUGGCCGACACCCUGCAACAGUGUCUCAUGAAUGAGAGGGUCACCAGUGAUUGGUACCACCCACGCAGUCCCUUACUGAAGCCCCACCUGUGUGUGGAUAUAAUCAACCACCUGUAUGAGCUAAAUGACGUCCAGUUCGAUGUUGCUUCCCGGGGUCAUGACCUCGAUUCAGCUUGGCCUACAUUUGCCAGGAGGACCUUGGGUAUGACAAACUCACCCAGCCACAUGUGGAAGGCUCCGAGUCGGAGCUCGAGCAUCAACAGCCUGGCUAGCUCCUACUCACAGGCUCAUGAGUUUCCCUGCAGCCCAGACUAUGGGCAGGGAACACUGGCCGACCUGAACGAGUCGCUCCCAGGCGGAAUUAAUGACUCGGGGGUCAGCACUGUGGAAGAACUGCGUCUAGAGCUUGACCAGUCGGAGCUGAAGCAGAGAGAGCUCUUGGACCGUGUGCAGGAGUUGGGGGGAGAGGCCUCUGAACUCCGCAGGGUUGUAGUGGAGCUCCAGAGACAGCUAGAUACCUCGCUGGCUGCCCAGGCAAACCACCAGGAGCUUGAGCAGAACCUGAGGGUUUUGGGAGAGAGGGAACAAACCCUGGCCCAUGAACUGGAGAACCUAAGGGGCUGUAUGAGCGUUAGGGAGGCUUCCCACCAGGCCCUCCAGGAGAAACUAACCACAGCAGAGAAGAAGAAUGAGGAGCUCCUUGCUAAGCUGGAUGAAGUGCUGGAUGAGAAGGGCCAACGGGCAGCAAGCCACUUUGAGUCAGCCCAGAAGAUACAUGAGCUCCUAGACAAACUGAAAGAGGCAGAGAGAGGAAGGAUAGACGCCGUAGCAGAGGGAGACGAACGGAGGAGGCAGGCAGAACGACUUGGAGAAGAAGUAAGGAUGCAAGACGAAAACCUAAGAAACAUGGAAACAAAAAUGGCAGCCCUAAUAGAAGAGGGAGACAAGCUGCGAAAGCAGUCGGAAGACCAGCACAACACAAUCGAUAAACUUCAGGGAGCGCUUGCAGUCAAGGAGAAGGAAGCCAGCAACUUGCAGAUGCAGCUGCAAGACCUUCAGAGCUCUCUGGAAAUGUGGGAAAAACAGACAACUGAAGAGAGAAGGAAGACUCAGGAGGAAAAAGAGGACCUACAGCAGAAGAUGAGCAACAUGAAGAGGAAUUUUGAUGAACAGGUGCAAGACCUCAAGGUGCAGCUCAAAGCCAAGGAGGACAGUCUCCUUUCUAUCACCAAGAAGAAUCAGCAUCUGGAGGCAGACACCAAGAGGCUGAACAGUGAGACAGAGAGCCUGACAGGGAGCAUGGCUGAGCUGGGGGCCAGUAUUAAGGAUCAGGCUAAAAAAGUGGAAGACUACAAAGCCCAGUGCAGCAGCCUCAUGGAGCUGAAUAACAAGUUACUGCAGACAAUAAAGAGGAAUGAGGAGACUAAUAAAGAGCUUGUGGAAAGUAAAAGUGCCAUAGAGAGGGAGCUGGCUUCUCUCAGGGCUUCUGAGAAACAGCUGCGUGGCCAGAUUGACGACGCCAAAGUCACUGUAGACGAAAGGGAGAAACGGCUGCGUGAGGAGAACCGAAGCCUGGAUGAAAGGCUCCAAAAGACUAUUAUGCAACUUGAAAUGUCAGAGACACUAUGCCACAAACUGGAGCAGGAGAACAAGGACCUCAAGGAGGAGCAGAGUACUGUGAAGACCUCACUUGCUACCAUGCAGGGGGAGCUGCGUGCCAUCAAUGGCCAAAUCACUGAGCUUGAGAAGAGCUUGGGGAUCUCAAGACGCAGUGAAGCAGACCUGAUGGCGCAACUGCAUGACAAAACGUCCCAACUGGAGGAACAAGAAAGGCUCUGUGAGGAGCUUCAGGGACGAGUGGAAGACCUGACAUCCAGGAAGAAACAGUUGGAGAUUGAGAAAGAGGAGGCUGAAAGAGCCUGUACCAAGCAGAAGGAAAUGAUUGACAGUUUAGAAAUGCAUAAGCAUGCCAUCGAAAAGGCCCAGCUGGAAAAGAGCGCAGUCCAGGCUAAGGAGGCCCAGGAGACUGUCUCAAAAGUGUCCCUUCUUGAGGAGCAACUGAACCUGAAUAUGAAGGAAGCCUCCAGGCUCCAAGAAGAAGUACUUGAUCUCAGGGCCAAGCUCCAGAGUGUCACAGAGGAAAAACUAAAGAUCCAGGCCAGAUUGGAAGUCACAGAGGCCUCCUGUGUGGAGCUACAAACCUUGACAGAACAGUUGAAGAAUCAGGCAGAAGAACUGAACAGAACCCAUGUGUCGGAGCUGCUUCAAUACCGAGAACGUGAAGAGGCAGUAACCUCUGAGCGCGACAGGGAGAGCUCUGCAAGGACUGAAAUAGCAGCUGAGGCUGCCUCAGUGAGGGAAGAGCUGGCGGAGCUCAAAGUCCAAAACGAGAGGCUUGCCCUGGAGAUCGCUGAAACCAGAGAAGGGCUCCACAGGGCCAACACAGAGAUGGCAGAGCUUGGGAUGACCAUCUGCCGGCUGACGGCCGAUCGUGAGGAGGCUGAGGAGUGCUUGGCCAAAGAGGCUUCACGCAUCCAGGAGCUUGAGGAGCAGACUGAGAGAGAGACAGAAAGACUGAAUGCCAGCUUGGCUGCCCUUCGACAGGAAAAUGCCAGCCUACGGGAGGAGCUGAAACAGUCAGAGAAGCUUCCAGAAACUGUGUUGGAGCUGAAGGAGCUACUGGACAAGGCAGAGAGUGAACGAGAGGCCAGCAGAGAGGAGGUCAAUGCCGUGAAGUUCCAAAUGAGCACAGAGAACAUGACCCUCCAGAAUCAAAUUAAGGGUUUAAAUGAAGAACUGGAAAGUCUCAAAGCUCAGCUGAGGACCGAGAAGGAGAAGACAGUGGGUCUGCAGACUAAAGUGUCUGAGUUAGAGGAGAUGAACCUAGAGUAUUCUCAUCUGAUAGAGGAGAAAGAUUCACACAUCACUAAAUCAGAGGAGCUGAUUCGCCAAGGGGAGAGUGAAAUACAGCGGCUCCAAGGGAGCAUUAAGAGUUCUGAGGUGGCUCUGUCAGAUGAGCAGAAGUUGAGGGAGGAACUGAAAAAGCAGCUGGACCAGGUCUUGACCGAGAGCCAAAGCCAGAAAGUGAAGAUGGCUGCUGAGAUUGAGGAGCUCUGCGGUACCAAGACCAAUCUGGAGGAGCGGCUAAUUGAACUCAUCAGAGAUAAGGACGCUCUGUGGCAGAAGACGGAUGCUUUGGAGUUUGAGCAGAAGCUCCGUGCAGCCGAGCAGUGGUGGUUGGUAGAUAAGGAAGCCACUCACUGUCUGGGCUGCCAGGGCCAGUUCACUUGGUGGCUACGCAAGCAUCACUGCAGGCUGUGUGGCCGUAUCUUCUGUUACUACUGCAGUAAUAAUUACGUGAUGACGAAGCACAGUGGGAAGAAGGAGAGAUGCUGCAGAGAGUGCUAUGGCCAACACAACGCUGUGACUGAGAGAUUCACUCAAGCUGAGCUUAGUGGCUCGGCUGAACCCCCGCCAACGCCACCUCCACACGCGCACCCACCCAGCCAACCAGCACCUUACAAACCCACGCCAAGGGUGACAGUGACAGAUCCAAGUUCCAAGCAAGACGACAAUGCGUUUGACAUCAUUACAGAGGAAGAAGUGAACGGUGUCUAUGACAGCGACUCUCUCUCACGUACCACCACUGGCUCACAGGAAGGAGAGGUUGAGGGCAGACCAACUGGUGAUCAAAAUCUCUCAGGAGACACGACCCCCGAUGACCAAGAGGAGACAGAGACGACCGUGCAGGAUGCAGAGAUAAACCUUCUCAAGACAGGAGAACUGACACUGACUGUCCCGUUGAGUGUGGAUGAGAUUACUGAGUUUGGCGACGGUUCCCGUGAGCUGUUUGUCAAGUCCAGCUCCUACAGUGUCAUCCUCAUUACUGUGUGUGAUGCUUGCCCAAGCAUCAGCUGGGUGUUUUCAUCCGAGCCAAAGAGCAUCUCUUUCAGCGUGGUGUACAGAGACAUGCAGGAUACCCCAGUGGAGCAGGCCAAGGUUUUGAUCCCCCUGACACGGUGUAACUCACACAAGGAGAGGAUUCAGGGUCAGCUGAAGGCCCGAAACCCAGGAAUCUAUACCCUCAUUUUUGACAACUCCUUCUCAAGGUUCAUCUCAAAGAAAGUCCUGUACCACCUGACUGUUGAGAAACCCGUAAUCUACGAUGGAAGUGACCUCCCCUAGGCAGGGUGGCCUGUGUGUACAGGUUUUCUUAACAACCGAUCAAGAAUUUUUUUUUUUUUGUUUGUUUAUUUGUUUCAGUUUAGUCUUUGCAAUCAUUUUAAGUUUCAUCACUUUAAUCUGUUCCUGUACUUGUGUGUGCGUGUGUGUGUGUGUGCGUGCAUGUGAGUGCAUGUGUGUGUGUGUGUUUGUGUGUUGUGCGCCUGAGAUAGCAUCACAUGUUUUAUAUUUACCUGUAGUGAAGUAUUUAAUAGUGCAAUGUGUUUUAGCAGAGGAACUGUGUUUUUUGGGUGUUGAAGUGUGAGAUUUAACAUAGCUGAGGAUGUAUUGACUUUGACCCUCUGUUAUGGGGCAAAAUAUGAGGCAGUGCAAUGGCCUUUCUCCCCCUCAGUCACACUAAACUAUUGAUUAGUGAGGGAGGCAGAAGGCUCUCAUUUAUCAUAGAGAAUGAAAUGUCAAUUGACUAAGUGUCAAAUGGGUAAAAUGUUAUCGGGUGAUUUAGUCCCUGUUAAAUCUAAUUUUAUAGCCGAAGGUACAUUUUGGGCUACAAGUAUAUUUGAUUAACAAUAAGAAGGAAGAAGGAACGAAGGAGGACAUUUAGUGAGGAAGAAGUCAUUUCCUAAUCUCUUUUAAAAGACGAGGGUAAUGUGAGACACUCUGGUGUUUAUGUUACUGAUGGAAAAAGUCUGCUGGCCUUUUGUGAUGCAUCCAAAUCCAAGACUCAGGUGGAAAACACGCUGUGUAGUGCACACGUCUCAAACUGAUAAACUGUGCAUUCACCAGUGUCCCAGUCAACCCAUUUUAUCUCUGGAAAAAAAAAUAUUUCAAGCCAAAGGACCAUAACUUCACUUUUACAAUUCAUAUGAAAAAUAAGCUCUUAUUGCCAAGAACAAACAGGUUUUUCUAUAACUAGGAUCUACCUUCUGUAUUUCCAUCAUGUUUUAGCUUAAGAAAAUUUUAACAAUGGAUUCAUUUUCAAAUUGAUUUUAUUGUAUUUUUUUUUUUUGAUUGAUUAACGAAACUUUUUUUAUCAAGAGGUUUAAGGAGCUUAAGAAAUAUACACCAUCAUGUGACACUACAUUUCUCUUCUGUGCAGUUAAAGCAAGCUAUAAUCAUAUAUUUGUUGCAUUUAUUGAGAGAGAGAGAGAGAGAGAGAGCCCUGGAAAAAAAAAAAUGGGAAGAGGGAAGUAAACGGAAGUUGCUGGAUAUUGUCAACCAGCGAUGUAACCUUACAAAGACACAGCAAAGACAAACUCUUCUGUGUCCGACACGUCCUGACUUCUGACAAGAGUGCAGACCACCGGUCACUGCUGCAUUUUUCUUUCUUUCUUUUUUUUUCUUUUUCUUUUUUUUUAAUGUCAGACAAACUUUUAUCUAAGCAUUGGUCUCCUAUGUAGAGUCUUCAGAUGUUUUGAAAAACAGAAUCUUAGGCAUGGGUGGGGGACAUUACUUUGUGCUUUGAGAGCAUCAGUCAUUUUGUGUGGACGACUUCCUUUGAAGCCCUGUUAGAAAAGGGGUAAAGUGAUACCAAAAGAAAAAGAGGAGACCAGACAAAAUGUCAUGUAUUCAGUUUCUC
Chanos chanos (milkfish) is the source of this 6201-nucleotide messenger RNA. RefSeq names its product FYVE and coiled-coil domain autophagy adaptor 1a (gene fyco1a). The coding region runs from base 90 to 4628 and encodes 1512 amino acids. Gene Ontology annotation, molecular function: metal ion binding. The record is from RefSeq and is a predicted model, not a curated record. The transcript has 18 exons. Gene Ontology annotation, cellular component: late endosome; autophagosome; lysosome. Gene Ontology annotation, biological process: plus-end-directed vesicle transport along microtubule; positive regulation of autophagosome maturation. NCBI's taxonomy places the organism in Eukaryota, Metazoa, Chordata, Actinopteri, Gonorynchiformes, Chanidae.